Molecule: messenger RNA, 1059 nt
Organism: Rhopilema esculentum
Lineage: Eukaryota; Metazoa; Cnidaria; Scyphozoa; Rhizostomeae; Rhizostomatidae
Product: proteasome subunit alpha type-1
Biological process (GO): ubiquitin-dependent protein catabolic process
Cellular component (GO): proteasome core complex, alpha-subunit complex; proteasome core complex
Source: RefSeq, a predicted model, not a curated record
GCAAACGAGACAGUGAUUGGGCAAAUUCAGCCAUACUGGUAACAAGGACUAAAUCUAAGCUCGGUGCACUGGAAGUUAGGGUUGGACAGAAAAGGACUGCCGAUAGCCAAAAAUGUAUAGAAACCAAUAUGAUCAUGAUGUGUCAAUAUGGAGCCCUCAGGGAAGAAUAUUUCAAAUCGAGUAUGCAUUAGAAGCAGUAAAACAGGGCAGUGCAACAGUUGGCUUAAAGUCAAAAGAGUAUGCUGUGCUUGUUGCGCUCAAGCGAUCAUCUUCAGAAUUAUCAUCAUACCAAAAGAAAAUAAUCCCAAUAGAUGAUCAUGUAGCCGUCAGCAUAGCAGGAUUAACAUCUGAUGCCAGGCUACUCAGUAAUUUUAUGAGACAAGAAUGCCUGAAUUCAAGAUAUGUGUAUGAUGCACCAUUGCCCAUAUCAAGACUCGUUGCUCGUACAGCAGACAAAAUGCAAGUUCCAACGAUGGUGUAUGGCCGACGUCCAUUUGGCGUUGGCAUUCUUAUAGCUGGACAUGACGAACAAGGCCCUCAUAUAUUACAACUGGAUCCUUCAGCAAACUAUUUCGAUUGUAAGGCCAUGUCAAUCGGUGCGCGAUCUCAGAGUGCAAGAACAUACUUAGAGAAAAAUCUAGACAAAUUUGCAGACUCCACAUUAGAGGAACUUAUAGCUCAUGGUUUAAGAGCACUGAGGGAAUGCCUUCCAAGUGAGCAGGAGCUGACCAUAAAGAACUGCUCAUUGGCUGUCGUCGGUCCAAGUAUGCCUAUGAAAGUAUACGACAAUGAUGACAUCGAAACAUAUCUCACUUUAAUCGAAGAAGCCAAAGAAGCAGGAUCUGCUCAGGAAGAAGGAAUGGAAACAGAAUCGGCAACUGAAAGCAGCGAAGCAAAACCCUCAGAGAGCCAAGAAGAGAUGGAAACAGCGAGUUAAGGGCGCAGAUUUCAAGAACACUAAGACACAUUUUAGUAGACAAAACUGUUUACUUAACACGAGUUUUACUUUAGAUCUAGUCUUCCGGACGCAGUUCUCUAUCAAAAUACCUUUUUUUCGGA